UCCACUACGUAAUUAAAGCUGCGACAGUUGAGUGCAUGAAGUGUCCAACAUUCCACACUUUGUUUUUUUCCAUUAAUUUAGUGCAUCAUCCGGAUAUUUAAAGUGCACUUUUUCUUUCUGGAAUUUUCUGUGUGAACGCACUACUCGCACUAUUUGUACUUAAAGACGUCAUAGAAUAGUGCAUAAGUACGUGAAUUGGGAUGCACCUUGUAAGUUUUUAAUGCUUAUAUCUCCUAAAUGCGAAUUUUGUCAUUGAUUUGGAACACACCAUCAUAUUCAUAACCUUAAGGCUAACAUAUUCAUAGUAAAAGCUAAAAAACUUAAAUUUUGAUUUCAGGGGGACUUUAAGUCCUGACAUACAGUUGUGGUAAAUGGGAAAUUGGGUCAGGUGGGUGGCGUUAGCAAACGUGACUCAAGGUCUGCAAUUGAGCGAGCUAUUACUGUGACACAUUUCAACAGCGUAGGGGAAUGAAAAUGCGGUAAGUUUGAAUGUUUUAUACUGAAAGUGUUGUUGUGAACAUGAGAUUAUGAGUGGUGUUUUUAAAAACUGUUUUAGUUAAUUAUUUGCAGACGCACCAUUGUUUGAAGCCUUCUAUAUUUGUGACUGUGGAGACGCUAAUUGUUUAUUGAAAACGUCUUGUUUGAUGUGACCAGUAUGUGCGUCUGGUAGUUGGCCAUUUUGGGGAUGUUUGACUCUAAAUGAAUCGAUACAGUAAAGUGGUGUGAGAUUGCAUUAAGGAUACAGGGGGCAGUCCUCAUCCAUGUUACAGAACUCCUCCAUUUUCUCUCUCAGAUGAGACAGAUUUACCAACUUCAUCGAAAGAGACGAGAACAGAGAGUGAUUCUGGGUCUUGGAGUGAAGGUCUGUCUGCACUGAGAGCAGCUGUAGACUCUCUUCUGAUCAUCCUGAUCCCAGCAGCCUGUAAUACAGCUCAUACAGUAACACAGGGAAUAUUCACUGGAUCCUUCAAUAGAUCUAGACAGAUUGAACAGCUGAACUGAUCCUGAGCCAAAGAAACACUGGAUUCUGCCAUUUCACAGAUGAGAUGGACCAUAUCAGACCUAAUGAAUGAAAAGCAUCAAACAAGUGCUCAUAAUACAUGGGAACUCCUUCAACAUCCGUCUCCACCUCACCCCUAAUCCUCUCUAAACUGAAUUAAAUUUCUACUCCUGAAGUAAUAGCCUCAAACCCCUACUUGCCCACACGAGGAGGUUCUUCCUUGGGCUCAGGCGGCCGGUUCCGCUGCCCAUCCUGUAGGCAUGAAGUGGUUCUGGAUAGACACGGGGUGUAUGGCCUACAGAGGAACCUGCUGGUGGAGAACAUCAUAGAUAUGUACAAACAGGAAUCCAGCAGCAGCAGUAAGCCUGAGCCAGAUGUGAAGAAUGAUGAGUUGAUGUGUGAGGAGCAUCAGGAAGAGAAGAUUAAUAUAUACUGUGUGACCUGCUCCGUUCCCACUUGUUCCUUAUGUAAAGUGUUUGGGAGUCAUCAGUCCUGUGAGGUUGCUCCACUCAAAUCUGUCUACGAGACCCAGAAAACAGAGUUGUCUGAUGGCAUUGCUGUGUUGGUUGGCAACAAUGACAGAAUUCAGGGCAUUAUCAGUCAGCUAGAGGAAAGCUGCAGAUCUGUGGAGGAAAAUGGCCGUAGGCAGAAGUCUCGUGUAUGCGAGUGGUUUGAUCGUCUGUACGCUCUUUUGGAAGAGCGCAGAGGAGACCUCACACUAAAGAUCACUGCAGAACAGCAGGAGAAACUUGAUUACAUCAGUGGCCUACAGCGCAAGUACAGAGAGCACUUGGAUAACGCAGCCAAACUAGUGGAGACAGGAAUUCAGACAAUGGAGGAAUCUGAGAUGGCCAUCUUCCUGCAGAAUACAAAGCCUCUACUACAGAAGAUCGCAGAAGGCAGGAAUGUGUCUCAUUUAGAAAAGGUGGAGCGUGGAUAUGAGAAUAUGGAUCAUUUCACUGCAAACUUCCAGCCUGAACGAAGAGCAAUACUCAGUAUAGACUUUACCAGGGAUGGUGAUGACAAUGAAGAGGAUGAUGAUGAAGAAGAAUUAGCAGGUGCUGUUAUUCCUGAGACUCAAGCAUCUUCAAGGACAACACCCAUCCCACAGAGACUAACACCUGUACCGAACCCCCCACCAAUGACAGCAGACACCUCCCAAAUGUCAUCGAAACCCAACCAAUCAGUGAACAUCAACCCGGCAGAGAACACGCCCUUAUUUACGCCCGCUCCAGACUCCAGUCUCAACCCUUCUACAGAUGUGCCAGCUCAGGUAACUGCCGGUCCCAGCCAGACGUCUGAAGAUGGACCACGCCAUGUUUUCUCUUUUUCCUGGUUAAAUGUGCCAAAAUAAAAUCAGACUAAGCUGGUAAACCUGCAACAUCCCAGUGACUUUCCAGAAAAAACCUGUUGUACUUCAUAACUAAUAUUUUGUUACUUUGACAAUCAUAGACUACAUUAGCUAUGGUAAAAUAGCUUAAAAGGUAAAAACCACAACUGUUAAAUAUUAAAUGAUGAUAAUCUUUACUGCUGAAUAAAUACAAAAUAAAGGAUUAUUAAUAAGUGUAUAAA
Messenger RNA from Ctenopharyngodon idella (grass carp), 2572 nucleotides. RefSeq names its product tripartite motif containing 55a (gene trim55a). NCBI's taxonomy places the organism in Eukaryota, Metazoa, Chordata, Actinopteri, Cypriniformes, Xenocyprididae. The record is from RefSeq and is a predicted model, not a curated record. The transcript has 14 exons. Bases 1332 to 2354 code for a protein of 340 amino acids. Gene Ontology annotation, molecular function: zinc ion binding.